AUGAAGUUGAAAAAGCUAUCCAAUCAGUUCAGCAAACAGCACCCACAACGUUCCAAUAAGGACAUUCAAAAAGAAAUGGUAAAGCUGCUGGAAUUCGUGGGAUCCUCCAAUCGAACAAAGAAUCCGAAUUGCGUUUAUCUUUUGAACAAAAGUGACGGACAAGAUGGAGCAAGAGAUGACGAUGGUGAUGUGGAAAAUCUCGAAGAAGAGAAUGUCACUCCGCCGCAAAAAAGAAAUGCGCCACCGCACAGAAUGAACCAACAAGACCAAGACGUUCAGAAUGGCGCUGAUUUGCAUCGUCGGAAGACUGGGUCACAUCAUUUAAAAGAUGGGCUGCAAAUGUUUGCACGAAUCCAACAGGCCAAUCAAGCAGCUCGGACAGACCAUUUAUUGCUGCACCAAGUCUUCGGACAGCUUCGACGUGGUGAGAGGGGUUCGAAUGCAGCGAAUGGUGCGAACGAACACAUCGCUGGGAGAGAUGGAGAGGAUGGCGUGCGUGUUGGAGUAGCUUAA
This is a messenger RNA of Caenorhabditis briggsae, 513 nucleotides long. Lineage: Eukaryota; Metazoa; Nematoda; Chromadorea; Rhabditida; Rhabditidae. Bases 1 to 513 code for a protein of 170 amino acids. The transcript is spliced from 3 exons. The record is from RefSeq and is a predicted model, not a curated record.